Messenger RNA from Pseudonaja textilis, 906 nucleotides. NCBI's taxonomy places the organism in Eukaryota, Metazoa, Chordata, Lepidosauria, Squamata, Elapidae. The record is from RefSeq and is a predicted model, not a curated record.
AUGGCCAGACUGCCGGCCAGCGAGCCCAGGCGGCAGGCGCAGCCCCAGCAGCAGCCGCCCCGCGCCUCCCCCAUGAGCAGCAGCGGCGCCGCCGACCCGGAGGGCAUGAAGGAUCUGGAUGCCAUCAAGCUGUUCGUGGGCCAGAUCCCCCGCAACCUGGAGGAGAGGGACCUCAAGCCCCUCUUCGAGCAGUUCGGCCAGAUCUACGAGCUCACCGUGCUCAAGGACCGCUACACUGGCAUGCACAAAGGGUGCGCUUUCCUGACCUACUGCGCCCGAGACUCCGCUAUCAAAGCUCAGACUGCCUUGCAUGAACAGAAGACGCUUCCAGGGAUGGCCCGGCCGAUCCAGGUGAAACCUGCUGACAGCGAGAGCCGUGGAGGAGACCGGAAGCUCUUCGUGGGCAUGUUGAAUAAACAGCAGUCAGAAGAAGACAUUCUCUGCCUCUUCGAACCUUUCGGGGUCAUCGACGAAUGCACAGUGCUCAGAGGUCCAGACGGAAACAGCAAAGGUUGUGCCUUUGUUAAGUUUUCCUCGCACAACGAAGCCCAAGCAGCCAUCCACGCUCUCCACGGCAGCCAAACCAUGCCCGGUGCUUCUUCCAGCCUCGUGGUGAAGUUCGCGGACACAGACAAGGAGCGGACGCUGCGACGGGUGCAGCAGAUGGUGGGGCAGCUUGGCAUCCUCACCCCGUCCUUCGCCGCCUUGCCCUUCAGCCCGUACAGCGCCUACGCUCAGGCGCUGAUGCAGCAGCAGACGGUCCUGUCGGCUUCCCAGGGUAACUUUCUCAGCCCCAGCCUCACUUUCUCGCCAUGCCACAUCCAGCAGAUUGGCACCGUCAGCUUGAACGGCCUGCCCGCCGCUCCAAUCACACCAACCUCAGGUAGGCGGCUGCGGAGUUGUUGA